AUGCGCGUUGCAAACAAAUGCAUCAACAAUUUUUUUGUUUUUUGAUAAGAGCUUUUGAGUGGACCACUUAAUUGUCUUAAAACUCCGUUUAAACAAGUUGUCACAAAACUCGUACAUACUCCACAUAUGCCUCUUGUUUACAGACGUACGUUGUUGGCAUUGACCCUGGAUUGCCAGGAAUGGAAUUGAGAAUGGAUCAUCUAAUCGAAAUUGCUGGAAACGAAUCCAAUGUUUUCCUUAUAGAAGGUUUCGAAGGUUUGACAGACGAUUUCGGAGUUUUACUGGCACAAAGAUUCUGUCCACCACCUUGCGACACAGACCGAACGAUUCCUGCGACAACAACUCCUGCAGUGACUGUACCAACACCUGCACCAACAACGACGACCGAAGCGCCCACGACUACAACAACGACAACUACAACACCAGAACCAACUACAACAACUCCUGCCCCAACAUGUGAGAAACUUAACCUAAGGAAUGGAAGUGUGUCGUGCACCAAUGACAACAAGGACGGUUCUAUUUGUACAUUUUCAUGCGAUGCUGCCAACAGUUUCGAUCUCUAUCCUUCAAAUGGAUUCAGUUCAACUUGCGAGAGGACUUCGUGGGUUGAACCUCCACCAUGCUGCAACCGUAAGAUGGCGCUACAGCCCAUAACAUAACCUUUAUUUAAUGACUUAAUACAAGG
This is a messenger RNA of Ciona intestinalis (vase tunicate), 685 nucleotides long. NCBI's taxonomy places the organism in Eukaryota, Metazoa, Chordata, Ascidiacea, Phlebobranchia, Cionidae. The record is from RefSeq and is a predicted model, not a curated record.